Messenger RNA from Mesoplodon densirostris (Blainville's beaked whale), 4277 nucleotides. It is a transcript of the gene SP4, whose product is annotated as Sp4 transcription factor. The record is from RefSeq and is a predicted model, not a curated record. The coding region runs from base 27 to 2333 and encodes 768 amino acids. Lineage: Eukaryota; Metazoa; Chordata; Mammalia; Artiodactyla; Ziphiidae. The transcript has 5 exons.
CGGCGGCGGCGGCAGCGGCAGCGGCGAUGGCUACAGAAGGAGGGAAAACCUCUGAGCCAGAGAAUAACAAUAAAAAACCCAAAACCUCAGGCUCCCAGGACUCUCAGCCCUCUCCUCUGGCUUUACUGGCAGCUACUUGCAGCAAAAUAGGGACUCCUGGUGAAAAUCAAGCAACUGGACAACAACAAAUCAUUAUAGACCCAAGCCAAGGAUUGGUGCAACUUCAAAAUCAACCACAACAGCUAGAACUGGUAACAACACAACUUGCUGGAAACGCUUGGCAACUUGUUGCCUCCACUCCUCCCGCUUCAAAAGAAAAUAACGUUUCUCAACCAGCUUCUAGUUCAUCUAGUUCAUCUAUUUCUUCCAGCAGUAAUAACGGGAGUGCAUCUCCCACAAAAACUAAAUCAGGUAAUUCUUCCUCCCCUGGUCAGUUUCAAGUCAUACAAGUACAAAAUCCAAGUGGUAGUGUACAGUACCAAGUGAUUCCACAACUUCAAACAGUGGAAGGCCAGCAAAUUCAAAUCAAUCCAACUAGUAGUUCAUCUCUACAGGAUUUGCAAGGUCAAAUUCAGCUCAUUUCUGCAGGUAAUAAUCAAGCUAUACUCACAGCUGCUAACAGGACAGCUUCUGGGAAUAUUCUUGCUCAAAACCUGGCAAAUCAGACAGUUCCAGUCCAAAUUAGACCUGGUGUCUCAAUACCACUGCAAUUACAGACCCUUCCUGGUACUCAGGCUCAAGUUGUAACAACCCUACCAAUUAACAUUGGAGGAGUGACUUUAGCUUUACCAGUGAUAAACAGUGUGGCCACUGGAGGAGGGACUGGACAGGUCGGUCAGUCUGCUCCUACUACUGAUGGCGGGACUUCCAAUGGGAGUCAGUUAGUUCCCACACCCACCACCACUGCUUCUGCCAGUACUAUGCCAGAAUCGCCCUCCUCCACUGCCUGCACCACCACUGCAUCAGCAUCUCUGAGCAGCAGUGACACGUUAGUGAGCUCAGCAGAUACGGGCCAGUAUGCAAGCACAUCAGCCAGUAGUUCUGAACGCACCAUUGAAGAUUCUCAAACACCUGCUGCUACUGAGUCUGAAGCCCAGAGCUCCAGUCAGCUUCAGUCUAAUGGAAUACAGAAUACACAGGAUCAAUCAAAUUCUCUUCAGCAGGUGCAAAUUGUAGGCCAGCCUAUCUUGCAACAGAUCCAAAUCCAACAGCCUCAGCAACAGAUAAUUCAGGCUAUUCCACCACAGUCAUUUCAACUCCAGUCCGGGCAGACGAUUCAGACCAUCCAGCAGCAGCCUUUGCAGAAUGUUCAACUUCAAGCAGUAAAUCCGACUCAGGUGCUUAUCAGGGCUCCAACUUUAACACCUUCAGGGCAAAUCAGCUGGCAAACUGUACAGGUUCAGAAUAUUCAGAGUCUUUCAAAUUUGCAAGUUCAGAAUGCUGGGUUGUCCCAACAAUUAACCAUCACCCCAGUGUCUUCAAGUGGUGGCACAACUCUUGCUCAGAUUGCUCCCGUGGCUGUUGCUGGCGCCCCAAUAACUUUGAAUACUGCCCAGCUUGCAUCAGUGCCUAAUCUUCAGACAGUGAGUGUUGCCAACCUGGGUGCUGCAGGCGUUCAAGUGCAAGGAGUUCCAGUUACAAUCACCAGUGUUGCAGGUCAGCAGCAAGGACAAGAUGGAGUGAAAGUCCAACAAGCUACAAUAGCUCCUGUAACCGUAGCAGUUGGAGGAAUUGCUAAUGCAACUAUAGGUGCUGUUAGUCCUGACCAACUCACACAAGUGCAUUUGCAGCAAGGCCAGCAGGCUUCUGAUCAAGAGGUGCAGCCUGGCAAGAGGCUUCGAAGAGUUGCCUGUUCCUGUCCUAAUUGUAGGGAAGGAGAAGGAAGAGGCAGUAAUGAACCAGGAAAAAAGAAACAACAUAUCUGUCAUAUUGAAGGAUGCGGAAAAGUUUAUGGCAAAACAUCUCACCUACGAGCACAUCUUCGCUGGCAUACUGGAGAAAGACCUUUUAUAUGUAACUGGAUGUUUUGUGGCAAAAGAUUUACAAGGAGUGAUGAGCUUCAGAGACAUAGAAGAACCCAUACAGGUGAAAAGAGAUUUGAAUGUCCGGAAUGUUCUAAAAGAUUUAUGCGGAGUGAUCAUCUCUCCAAACAUGUCAAAACGCACCAGAAUAAGAAAGGUGGUGGGACAGCUCUUGCCAUUGUUACCUCCGGAGAACUGGACUCAUCUGUAACAGAGGUGCUUGGCUCCCCAAGAAUUGUCACAGUUGCAGCCAUUUCUCAAGAUUCAAACCCAGCAACUCCCAAUGUUUCAACCAACAUGGAAGAAUUCUGAAAAGUUAUUUAUAACAGAGACCUCUAGUGCUGCACUUAAGUUUACACACAUUUGAAAAUCUGGAAAUGGGCUGGUCAGGUGAAUUACAAAGUAGGAAAUCAUGUUUUCAUUCUUGGCUUCUUUAAGUAUUCCAAGAUUUUGGGUCAGCACAUGAAGUGUUGAAUUUUUAAAAAUAUAAAAAGCAAACUGAUGUACUGGAAACAGAAAGUAUUUCCUUCAUAUUAUACGUUGUAGUUAUUUGGAGAUCUAUCAUGUAAUCUUUAAACUGAAUCUUCCCCUCUCUUAACAUCAUGUGUUAACAUGUUUAAAAAGACAGACCUCACUAGUUUGCAGGCUGGACCUUAAUUGGACUUGUUUUCUUUGAAAGUACUUUGUUAUAAAUUCAGUCAGUAAUAAUUUAUGUGGAUUAUUUUUUUUUUGCAGUAGCACAGAAAACAAAUAGUUAACUGUUGAUAGAGAUAAUACUUUAUUUCCUUAGCUUGAUUUUUGGAAAAUCAACUGAAAAUAGUUUUGGCCGUCUUUUCUAAAUAUUAGAAAUUCUUCAACAGUUGAAUUACGUAAGUUCCAAAAAAGUAAUCUGAGAGGCAUCUCAGAUCUUUAUUACCACUACAUUGUAGUAGUGCGUAUGCAGACAAUCAGUGAAGUCCAAGUACUUUCUCCAUUUGGAGACACAAGAGGAACUUAGAGCUAAACCAUAGGUUAAAUUUUAGAUUGAAACCUUAGGAAAAUACUGGGGGGAAAACAAAGCUCAUAAUAGCUUCAGCAAAAUAAAAUGAGGCAAUUUAAUAGGUAAGGUUUUGAAGUUAGGAUUGAUUAUAUUCCUAACCCUAGGUUGAACCACAAAGUUCAUUUUAAAUGUUUAUAUUGGAAAUAUUUGCAUAGAGUUUAAAUCGUUCUGUAGUUUCAUAUUCUGUAAAUAUGAGUUAUGUUGACAAUGUGCAAAAUUCUUUAUGCUUUGACUUGGUAGCCAAAGAAAGAAUUAUCACACUUUUUUUAAGGCCAGCAGAAAAUUAUGUUUUAACUACAUUACAAUUUCUGUUCUCCUCUUUACUAAAAAUUAGCAAAUCCCAUUUUAUUUCUAGCACUGUGUUAGAGGCUGAUUAAGAAUUUAUAACACAGUAAUGUCUUUAUGUUAUGCCAAUAACUGAAUUUUCCCUAAGAAGACAGCCUAACAAAUAUAUAACAGAUGUGAUACUAUGAAACAAAAAUUAUUUUUUAAAAAUCAGAAUAAUUUCAAUUAAGUGACUAAAGAAAAAAUGUAUUUCAUUGUUUAUACAAGGGUCUUAAUAGGAAAGAUGGCCAAAAGUUUCAUUUAAAAAAAAUUGGGAGUAUACCAGUAGCUUAAAUAUUAGUAAGAUAUUUCAUAGUUUAAAAAUAUAUUUACAGGGCUUCCCUGGUGGCGCAGUGGUUGAGAAUCCGCCUGCCGAUGCAGGGGACACGGGUUCGUGCCCCGGUCCGGGAGAAUCCCACAUGCCGCGGAGCGGCUGGGCUCGUGAGCCAUGGCCGCUGAGCCUGCGCGUCCGGAGCCUGUGCUCCGCAAUGGGAGAGGCCACAACAGUGAGAGGCCCACGUACAGCAAAAAAAAAAAAAAAAAAAAAAAAAAAUAUUUACAAAGAAUUAUAAUGGAAUUGGAAUUGACCAUUUGAAAACUAAAGUUUUUAACUGCUCGGUUUAUUAACACCAUUAGUUUGGGGACUGUUUGAAUAUAGGUGUAUGUUUUCUUGUGCAUUCCCUAUUAUUUCAGGAAAAGUACUAAUGCGAAUUCUCUUCCGAAAUUGUGAUGUUUCUUGUAUUUUUGAUGAAGGAGAAAUACUGUAAUGAUCACUGUUUACACUAUGUACACUUUAGGCCAGCCCUUUGUAGCGUUAUAUAAAACUGAAGGUCUUUUGUGCUUUCAGUUUGUAUAAAAAAGCUUUGAGAUUAAAGGAAAAAAAAAUUUUUACA